Bufo bufo (common toad) is the source of this 3876-nucleotide messenger RNA. RefSeq names its product solute carrier family 35 member C1 (gene SLC35C1). Gene Ontology annotation, biological process: GDP-fucose import into Golgi lumen; protein O-linked glycosylation via fucose. Gene Ontology annotation, molecular function: antiporter activity. Bases 64 to 1212 code for a protein of 382 amino acids. The transcript has 3 exons. The record is from RefSeq and is a predicted model, not a curated record. NCBI's taxonomy places the organism in Eukaryota, Metazoa, Chordata, Amphibia, Anura, Bufonidae. Gene Ontology annotation, cellular component: Golgi apparatus.
UUAGUAGGCGUCAACCCCGGAAAGAUCAGUGUUUGGAGCUGUCGCUGCAGCCUGGUGUCAGGGAUGAGAGCCGGGCAGCACUACAGCCCUCUGUGGGAGGAACGUUCCGGCGCCCCCUUGUGGCAGGAGCGGGCUCUGAAACGCUCCAGCAUCCUGAGGAUGGCGCUGUCUGGAGAUGGGGACCCGGAGAAGGAGUCUAGGGAGCCCUUCCUACUGAGGGCUAUGAAGAUCGCCCUGGUGGUCACCCUCUACUGGUUCAUCUCCAUCACCAUGGUCUUCCUGAACAAGUACCUGCUGGACAGCCCCUCCCUGAAGCUGGACGCCCCCCUUUUUGUCACCUUCUACCAGUGCCUGGUCACCGUCCUCCUGUGUAAAGCGCUCAACCUGCUCUCCUUGGUCAUCCCCGGAGAGAUGAUGGAGUUCCCUUCCAUCCGCUUUGACCUCAAAGUCCUGCGGAGCAUCCUGCCCCUGUCCGUGGUCUUCAUCGGCAUGAUCACCUUCAACAACCUGUGCCUGAAGUACCUUGGCGUGGCCUUCUACACGGUGGGCAGGUGCCUCAGUACCGUCUUCAAUGUGCUCCUGUCCUACAUCCUGCUGAAGCAGACCACGUCUCUGUACGCCUUGCUGUCCUGCGGGGUCAUCCUAGGUGGCUUCUGGCUGGGCAUAGACCAGGAGGGCGCAGAAGGCACCUUAUCCUGGGCUGGCAUAUUCUUCGGCGUCCUGGCCAGCUUGUGCGUGUCGUUGAACGCCAUUUACACCAAAAAGGUCCUCCCGGCGGUGGACGGCAGCAUCUGGCGCCUGACCUUCUACAACAACGUGAACGCCUGCAUCCUCUUCUUUCCCCUCCUGCUGGUAUUCGGGGAGCUGAGCACCCUUAGUGCCUUUGAGCAUCUUUACUCCUCGCACUUCUGGUGCAUAAUGACUCUGGGAGGUAUUUUUGGCUUUGCUAUAGGCUACGUGACUGGACUUCAGAUUAAAUUCACCAGUCCCCUCACCCACAACAUCUCCGGCACCGCCAAGGCCUGCGCCCAAACUGUACUCGCCGUAUUUUACUACCAACAGACCAAGAGCUUCUUGUGGUGGACGAGCAAUGCGAUGGUGCUGGGGGGCUCCUUCAGCUAUACGUGGGUGAAGGGCCUGGAGAUGAAGAAGACGCAAGAUGAGAACGUGCAAACCAACAGCAACGAGGAGAAGAGUUCCUCGGGGGUGUAACGCCCAAUCAUGGGGACGAUGCACAAGGACACCUGCUGGACUGGUGUGUAUGGACCAUGGCGGUUCUUCCUUACCUAGAUGCCUCAUCCGUCGAUAGACCCACCGUCCUGGCCUGGAUUUCCGUAUGUGACGCGUACAGAUGGCCGAAUGAAGAGCAAUCCCAUGUUACGUCGAUUUCUAUGAUGGCCAUUGUGCAGGAUGUCUGUGUAUCCCACCGUGGGCUACACUGGUAUCCGAUAAAACAUAUGUAAAUCCACCAUUUCAUGGUUAUCUCUGGGGGGGUCACGACCAAUAUGGCCCCCCUGAGUUUUGCAUCCAGCUUUCCCAGGGUCCUGAAUGGUAUAUGCGGCGAGCAUGCCCCACUCCCUACAGAUUUGCUGAGUCCAAGAAAAGAUGGGUUAUACCUAAUAACGGCUGAAGGGGAAACGUGGUAUUACAAGGCGUCCCUUGAAAUAAAUGGCGGACCAUGUAGCGUAUGGUUUGCCAAAUUAUCCAAAGAGCUGACUGAAUAGAAUUGGAUCAUUCCACCUCCGGGGUUCAAAAAAAAAUAUGGCCACUCUCUUCCAAAAACAUCGCCACAGGUGGUGUGUGGUGUUACAGCUUGGCCACAUUCACUUGAAAUGAGAUAACGUGCAGUACCAGGUACAACCUAUGGACAGCUGUGGCGCUGUUUUUGUAAGAAAGCAGCCAUGUUUUUCGUAUCCUGGACACCCCUUUUAGGCCCUAUGCACACAGCUGUAUUUUUGGUCCGCAUCCUGCACAUGACACACUUUUUUAUUUUUUAUUUUUUUCGGAUCGGAUGCUGACCCAUUUAUUUCAAUGGGGGCUGCAAAACAUAUGGAUAGAGUGCCAUGUGCUGUCUGCAUCCGUAUGUCCGUCCCGGACAAGGAUAGGACGUUUCUACAGGACUUAAAAAUAAAAUGGCGGCAGGCUCUCGACUGGUAUCUUUGUUUUUGCAGAUCUGCAAUAUGCAGACUGCAAAAUGGAUACGGUUAUGUGCAGGGGCCCUUAAAGGGGUAUUCCGAUCUGAACAUUUAUGGCAUAUACAAGGGUGUGGCUCUCGCCUCUAGAACCCGCUCCUAUCUGGAAAACUGGGCCCCAUGGAGAGGUGUAUGCACGUGCGUGGCCCUCACCAUUCACUCCUAUGGGAAUUUGGGAGAAUGCCCAUCUACCUCUCCCUUUAUGGCAGUACCAGACGGGGCCCUGUUCUUAAAGUAGGUGCAGGGACCCACAGCUAUAAGACUUUUCUAGGUUAUCCAGUCAGUGUUGUCAUGGGACCACAGGGCCAGUCAUUUAGCUUUGCCGGAAAUAGUUUAUUAAAAUAUUUUUUACAACUCGACAAAAAUUUUUAUGAAGUAUAAUUGCAGGGGAUUUUAGAAUUUUUAUCGACUGGACAGAAGAGGAGGACGUGCCUUUUCGAGUGCUGUUACAUAGGAAACUGUGGCCUGUGGUACCGGGUGAAGUCAAUCAUCUGUAUUAUGUUUACAAUCUUCUACAGCGUACUGCUGAUCGUAGCUAUGAUUUCCUAAAAUCAAACAGAAAAAACUUUAUUACCUUUUGUAACUAAAUAUCUGCCCUUUGACUUGCUCCUCUUUGUACAAAACUUUAUUUGUUCUUUUUGUGAGUGACUAUUAUCAGGGGGACAUCUAUGGGCAUCCUCUAUCAACCAAUCAGAUUCCAGCUUUCAUUUUUGCAGAGCAGCUUUCAGCAUGAAAGCUGUGAUCUGAUUGGUUGCUGUGGGCAAACCCUGACUUCUGUUAAACUAGUGUGUCCUUGAUGCCCUUAGCAACCAAUCAGAAUUGAGGUUUCUUCCUUUCAGGGUAAAAAAUAAAAUGGUACCUGAUCUCUGAUUGGUUGCAAUGGCCCACAAGGCUAUUUUCUGCCUGGCCUAACAUGGCAGAUUUUUAGUGACUGCUUUUUCAGAGGGGUUGCCCGAUGAAGACAACUUAUCACCUAUCCACAAGAUAAGGGGAUAAGUGUCUGACCCCUGGGGCCCCUGACAUUCACAAGAAUCAGGGCCCAUGUGCACUGCCACUCUAUUCCGCUCUAUGGGGCUGCCGGUGAUACCUAAGCAAUUGUGUGUCUGCCACUCCAUUCAAGUAGGGAGCACGGGCCCCCAUUCUUGUAAAUGGCAGGGGCCCCAGCAGUCAGACCCCCAACAAUCAGACACACGUUGUCUUAAUGGGGCAACCCCUUUAAGGAGGUAUUCCCGUUUUAUGAAGCGCUGGCAUGUCACUACAAUAUGAUCGGUGGGGGUCUGACCUCUGGGACCCCCACCAGUCCUGAGAAUGCAGGGGCCACCAAGCUGGUGUAGUUACUGUUUUUUUCCUGCACGGCUGGCGGUUAGGGUGCUGUGCAUGAAAAAAAACUGAAGGGGACCCAAGCGCUACACCAUCUCUGUGGCCCCGUCAUUGUCAGAAUUUGGGGGGGUCCCAAAGGUCGGACCCCCACUAAUCAUGUGACUACAUACCCUAGCAAUUUGCAAAGACCUCUAGGACCCGUUGAUAAAUCUGCAUCACGUCCUGAGAUUUGGAGCUCGUGUUUUGCAGCGAGAUGAGUGACGUGGAUGAGGAGGUCGUACGUCAGCUCUCCUGUAUGAGGCUGUUAUUAUUUAUGGCAGUUGUUAAAUCUUUUAUAAUAUGUAAUAAAAUCCUGUCAUUUGGA